AUGACGACACCUAUAACAAUUACACCAAAACCUACUACAAUACCAAUUACGUCCACAUCAUCAACACCAAUAACUGAAACUACUUCAGAAUUUAAAUCUUCCACUAGAAAAUAUCAUAAAACAGGAAAGUAUUCUAAAAAACAAACACGUUCAUAUGUACCUACAAUAUUACCAAAGAAUGCUGCUAUUCCUUCUACCACCACUACAUCGACUACAAAUGCAAAUUUAACUCCAAUCUAUCCAUUAACAACACAGUCUACUACUCAAAUAACAACAACGUCAUCAUCAACACCAACUACUACUAUGGCACAACCACCAUCUUUAAUGUAUUCACAUCAUCAUCAACCUAAACAAUUUUAUCAACAACAACAACAACAACAUCAAAGCGGUUCAGCCGUUACAAAUCCUCCUUCUUCCCGUGAUCCAAGAUCAUCAUAUCAAGAGUUGGCGAAUUCAAAAACUGCCGAAGAAGUUUCUCAUCACAAUCAUCUUGUGCAAAGAUUCGAUUCAGCCAUAAAGAAAGAUCAAAUAUCUGUUUUUCAACCUGAUUACAGAACACAUUUUCGUUCAUAUCAGGAUGCAGUAUCCAGACUUUUACCUUAUCACAUAUUUGAUUAUCCACAAGAGGAUAUGAAAGCUAAUGAUCAAAUAAACGAAUUAGACGCAAUUAUGGAUAAAUUUGAUGAACUUAUCAAAAAAGAGGCAAAGUUACCAUAUUCAAUUCACACAAAUCUUUGCGAGAAACUAAUUUAUGAAAAUGAAAAGGCAAAAACUGCAACACUUCGAGAAGAAUGUUUUCAACUUGCUGAACUUUUAAAGAAAACUCCAAGAUGA
Entrophospora sp. SA101 is the source of this 834-nucleotide messenger RNA. The record is from the annotation of a GenBank genome assembly. Lineage: Eukaryota; Fungi; Glomeromycota; Glomeromycetes; Entrophosporales; Entrophosporaceae.